AUGAAUCGAACAAAAGAAAAAAUUCAUCAUCCAAUUCAAUCAUCAAAAAUCAUUAAAAUGUUAAUAAAUCAAGAAAUUUUAUUGGAAAUAUCCAAUGGACAAUCAAUUAAAGAAGGUGUCAUGUUUUAUAAAUUCAAUGAAUCUGGUUACAAACAACGAUGGUUUAGGCUAUGUUCAAAUAUAUUAUUUGUAUAUCAUACGGAUAUGAAUCCAACGAAUCAUCAUCAUCAUCAUGGCCAGAAUCGUAUGAUGAAACCAUCAUUUGCAUUUUUAAUGGAAAAUUUCCAUAUUCACAUUGAUUCUAAUAUGCCGAAUAAAUUUUCAUUUUAUUUUCUAGCCGAACCAGAUGUAAAUUAUUGUUUCUUUUGUCUAAAUAGCCGUCAAACAAACGAAUGGUUAGAAUUAUUGAAACAAUUAUCAUAUCGUAAACAACGUGUUUAUUUAAAUCAACUACGUUUACAAUUGAAAACAAUCACCGGUAUUGAUCCACUUGAAUCGACACCAUGGUCAAAUAAAUCAUGAUUGAUUGGUUUUAAUUUCAAAGCAUAAUGUCAAUAUACAAAUAAAAAAAAACUAGCAAAAUGAA
Messenger RNA from Dermatophagoides farinae (American house dust mite), 586 nucleotides. RefSeq names its product pleckstrin homology domain-containing family J member 1-like. The record is from RefSeq and is a predicted model, not a curated record. NCBI's taxonomy places the organism in Eukaryota, Metazoa, Arthropoda, Arachnida, Sarcoptiformes, Pyroglyphidae.